Messenger RNA from Osmerus eperlanus (European smelt), 4014 nucleotides. RefSeq names its product glucocorticoid induced 1a (gene glcci1a). The record is from RefSeq and is a predicted model, not a curated record. Gene Ontology annotation, cellular component: cytoplasm. Gene Ontology annotation, biological process: podocyte development. The coding region runs from base 2 to 1546 and encodes 514 amino acids. Lineage: Eukaryota; Metazoa; Chordata; Actinopteri; Osmeriformes; Osmeridae. The transcript has 8 exons.
AAUGUCAGCAUCAUCAGCAAGCAAACGCAGCAGCGACAGCUCUCCGACCAUCUCACCAGCUUGUAGCAGCAACAGCACUACGAUCCGGUUGCAGCCUAUUCGUGCCACGGUGCCGUUUCAGCUCCUGCGUGGAAAUCAACACAGCCCAACCCGCUCUUCCUCAUCCUUCUCAGUUGGGAGCAAUACAGGACCGACGACAUCCCGCUGCUCCAGUCCCACCAGCCCGACGCAGCUGCUGCUUGGAAACGCGGGUGGAAGCUGCUCCGAAGGCAGACUGGUCGCAAGGCAGAGACCCUCACCGCCUGACAAAGGCUCACCUGAGCGGUGUUCAAAUUCUCCUGUGUUAAAAGUUGAAAGCUCCAAGGCCCAGCAGGUGCGUAACUCGGGAGCGAUCCGCCGGACGUCCUCCCUGGGCACCAUCACAGGCCCCUACCUCACAGGACACUGGCCACGCGACCCCCACGUGCACUACCCCUCUUGCAUGAAAGACAAAUCCACACAGACUCCCGGAUGUUGGAGUGAAGAAGAGAGAGAAAAGAGGAGCACCCACCAGCGCUCGGCGUCCUGGGGCAGCGCCGACCAGCUCAAAGAGCAGAUUGCCAAGCUCCGGCAGCAGCUCCAGCGCAGUAAGCAGGGAGGUCGUCACAGCAAAGACAAGGAGCGCCUGUCUCCCCUUCAGUACACCACCUCCACCUUCACCACGACCAGCCACGCUCAGCCUUCAUCCAUGUCGAAGUCGUCCCAGAUGGCUCUCACCAACAUCACGGUGCCAAAGCCCUCCAUCUCCAGGGUUCCCAGCAGCAUGGAGGGCAUCAACCACGAGCUGGAGAAGGUCUUCAUCCGAGACAACGGGGAGAAGGAGGAGCUCAAGGCUCUAGAGGUGCCUGACGGCCGGCGAGCCCCCUUCCCCCCCCAGCAGCGCAGCAGCAGCUCCCGCAGCGUGGACACGCAGACCCCCUCGGUGCCCGGCCGCUCCAGCAGCUGCUCCAGCCUGUCCCCCUGCCCCUCGCCCGCCUGCCCGCCCGGCUCCCACGACGGCAGCCCCUACUCCGCAGACGACCUGCUCUACGACCACGAUAAAGACAGUGGCAGCAGCUCACCACUGCCCAAGUUUGCCUCGUCCCCGAAGCCAAACAACAGCUACAUGUUCAAGCGGGAGCCUCCGGAGGGCUGUGAGAAGAUCAAAGUGUUCGAGGAGCAGAGUUCCAGGCAGCAGUCUGCGUCCGUCCCCCUCUUCUCCUGCCCCGACAAAAACAAGGUCAACUUCAUCUCGACCGGCUCCGCCUUCUGCCCCGUCAGGCUGCCCGGCUCCCUGCACCUCGCCCCCGCCUCGGAACCCCAAGAGGACGCCGCCCCCGAGGCCGGCCCCAGCUCUGCCUCCUCGGGGCCCGUGUCCGCGUACGGCACCCCGCCCCACUGUGUCCCCACUCAGGUCUCCACCAGCACCAGCACAGACGACCCCCCGGAGGCCCCCGCCUCCCCCUCGCAGGGGGCGGCCCCGCCCCCAGAGACUGCCUCCCAGACAGACGGCCUGGCCAUCAGCUAGACGGGAGCAGAGCUGGCCUCUGCUCCAUGCCCACUCACCGUCAGCGACUCCUCCCUCUGUCCCCCUCUGUGCUGAACCCCACUCUCUGCAUGGCGUAGCAACAACACCAACAACACCCACAAAACAAGACGACAAAGUCACCUUAUUGUUCCUUGAAUAUUCUUAAAAGCACUGUUCUCGUCUUGGCUGGACGCGGUGAUCUGUCCAGUGAUAGAUAUGCCAACGUUUGAGGGAAGAAUGAAAUACCACGAAUAGAGGGGCGGCAUGCAUUUUAAACUGGUAGUAUGUUUAAGAUUAAACUCUGUGUUGUAUUCCGUUUCAACAUUCACAGUAUGAAUAAGCUCUCGCUAUACAUAUUAUAGUCUCAUAUAUCUAUGAAAAGAAAAACAAGGCUUGUUUCAAUUGAAAACGGUGUAUUUGCUGUGUUAUGUAUGUAACAGGAAAACAGCUAUACUGUUCAGGAUUAUGUUUACACGAUCCACAACACAUUUCGAAACCCACUUUAAGAUACGCAAUGCAAAACAAGGAAGCAAAACACAAAAUGAGAAGAGGUAAUGGACAAACAUACAAAAUGGCCAGAUCCGUUGCACAGUGUCUGUUAUGGCCUUGCUUCAGGUAUCUCACUCUAGACUCAGGUAAUUUGGAAUGUAUGUCCAUAAAAACAUCUGUAGCUCAAAGUAGAAGAGUUUGGAUCGCUUUACGCGCGUUCUCAUUCCAGAUGAAGGGGUUUCCCUAGACAUUCCAUGUUGCCACGUGCCGUCCUUUUCCUAGACCCAUGCUUGCAGACCGAAGGAGUGUGUUGACAGUCUACUCUGGUGGCCUCCCCUUAGUCCUGUUAGUGGAGGUGUUGAGUUGUGGUCCAGGAACACAAUUUGAGAGAGACAGACAGAGAGAGGUUUGAUGCCUGGUUGUGUUGACUGAGAUUAGUUCAAACAUGCUGUAGGGAAGUAAGAAUAGCCAUAGGUGUGGUGUAGUCGGAACCGUCAACCAUUCGGUAGAAAACUGAGUGGUUGAUGUCUUCUAAAGUCACGUCUUAACCUGCAGUGACAAUUUCUUGAGGAACAGCUACAGGAGAGACAGUUAUAUUCAGGUGAUGCCCGUACGAAGACUGUUUAAAAAUCACACAUAAACAUGUCACGCUCAAACCUUAGCUGUUAGCUAAGCAGAAAACAAAUUCCAUAACACAAAUUACUCUCAAGCCAAAUUCAAAUGUAUCUCAACUGUAGAUCACAGAGAGGGAGGUUGACACCUUUUGACCACCUUUCUACCAUACGUGUUGUUAGUUGGCACACUUGUUUCAAACAAAGCAACUCUGGGGAGCCUUCCGUAUUGUCUACUGUGCAAAAUGAGUUCCUCUAUAGGUAGUAACAAUGUACCGCGUUGAACAUCACUUAUCCAAGCGUAAAUGAUCGACGCUUCAACUUAUCAAGACAUUUAAGAGAUUAACAUAAUCAAAAGUAACAUUAUUUAUUUUAAUAUCUUGUGGGCUCAAGGAAAUUCCGCAUUGAGGCUCCUUUCAUCCUACUCUGUAGAUAUAUAUGGCUUUAAAAGGGAGGAAUCUCCAUGUUGUUUUUAUUUGAUUUCAAUCCAGCACCUUAUUAUCAAAAAUAUAGCUUAUCCAAUGACUGACAUCAUGAUGUCAUUGGUUAACUAGACGUGUGCAAUAAUAGAGAAGGUGUUUCCCUUCUAAAGCUGUUUGUUAUUGUUCAACCCUCCCUAGUUGUACUCUUAGGCCUCAAGGAGUCAGGUCAGCACUCGGCUUGUUGUGGAAGCCAUUAACCAACUCGAAAACCAGCACUGGGCAGUAACCAGAGCACAUGACCACCAGGUCUGAGUCCACACUGAACCUGCAGUCAAAGUUUACGCACACUGGCAAUAAAGCGAUCAACUGCUAUGGCCACUUCUCGAAAAAAUUGUGUGCUAGGCCACAGAAGAGGGAGAGGUCCUGACUGUAAUUUAGGGAAACUUGCUGACCUGCUAUUUAGGGGGUAAUGCAAUCAAAACAACUCACAAAUACAGUAUAUCUAUACAACAGCACAAAUGAACCCCCUGCCUGUGAUGCCCUCCAGAAUGCUAGUCCUGUGUACAGCCACACUCACAUUGAAACUAGCCUCUUUCCAACUCUGUGUUUGUAGUUCCCACUGUUGCAAGGUCAGCUUAUUAGGUCAUGACACACACACGCACACACAAAAAAACGUAGUGCAUUUGGUUUCCCACAUAUAUCUCACUUUGCCCUUGGUGUGUGCACAAAGGCUUGUGUUGCUGGUGUUAGACCGAAAGCUUGCUUACUGUUUGUACAGUACAUAGGUCCACUGUUACCGUCCAGGCACUGUGCUCUGCUGACUGUUCCUGAUGCCACCAUAGGAUCAAUUGUUUUCUGUAAUGGGAUGGCCGUGUGUGGCUAAUUAUUUUGUAUUUUUCAACAUAGAGAUCUGUCUUAUUUAAAUAAAGUUAUUAGCAGAACCGAA